AUGUCGAACCAGGCGGUCGGAACCGUCUACCAGACCAUCAUCGAUGAAGUCAUCAACAGUUCGCGGGUGGACUUUGAAGAGAGCGGCGUGGAGGAGAAUGUUCUAGAGGAGCUGCGUCAGGGAUGGCAACAAAAGCUUUCUCAGCUCGACGUGGCUCGGUUCCCUUGGGAUCCGAAGCCUGAGCCACCACCACCUGCUCCAGCACCCGCAGCUCAACCACAGCCCGCUCCCCAGAGCAACACGACCCAGGCGCAGUUCUCACCAAUCAUAUCAUUGCCCAAUGCUACAGGUGCCCCCGGAGCUACAGGGCCAAACGGCAUCAAGUCUGAGCCCGGCAUCGUUAAGCAGGAGGCGAACAUCAAGCAAGAACCCGGCACGGCAACAGCCAUGCCAGCCUUGCCCAACUACAACGGUCUAGAUAAAUCCAGCGUUGCGGCUAGCAGAGCUGCCCAGCAGCUCCAGCUUCAGUAUGGCAUGCGGGCUGCGGGCUCCAUCAAUGCUAUCCAAGGUCAGCAACAGCAACAGCCUCAGCAGCAGCAGCAACAACAACAAGGCCAACAGCCCGGUGCCGGCCAAUCAAGUAUCUCCAACGGUCAGACCGAUGGUCCUGGUGAUGUUGACGAGGAUUAUGAAGGUAUUCUGAUGCAGCGAAAUGCCGAAGGCACUCUCAACGAGCUCGGCCGCGUCGAAAUCGACCGCAUGCUUCACUCCCAAAUUGCAGCUAGGGCAAAGUCCAUGGAAGGCGGCGGCCUCAUGCUUCCUCUGAAAGAAGCAACCAAACACACUGCUACGUCUGCUUCAAGGAAAAGAAGGGGGAUUGUAGGGUACGACGGAGGAGACGACGACGACGACAUUGACGACGAAGACGCCAUCAACUCCGAUCUCGAUGAUCCUGAGGAUGAGCAUGAUGACGAUGAAGUGGAUGACGAGGGACUGGGUCACAUUAUGCUAUGCAUGUAUGACAAGGUCCAACGAGUCAAGAACAAGUGGAAAUGCACUCUGAAAGACGGGGUGCUCACUGUCAAUGGCAAGGAAUACGUCUUCCACAAAGCAACUGGCGAGUAUGAGUGGUAG
This is a messenger RNA of Metarhizium robertsii ARSEF 23, 1074 nucleotides long. RefSeq names its product Transcription factor IIA, alpha/beta subunit. The transcript is spliced from 3 exons. Gene Ontology annotation, cellular component: transcription factor TFIIA complex. Gene Ontology annotation, biological process: transcription initiation at RNA polymerase II promoter; transcription by RNA polymerase II. Lineage: Eukaryota; Fungi; Ascomycota; Sordariomycetes; Hypocreales; Clavicipitaceae. Bases 1 to 1074 code for a protein of 357 amino acids. The record is from RefSeq and is a predicted model, not a curated record.